This is a messenger RNA of Penicillium pulvis, 1623 nucleotides long. RefSeq names its product cytochrome P450. The coding region runs from base 1 to 1623 and encodes 540 amino acids. The transcript has 3 exons. The record is from RefSeq and is a predicted model, not a curated record. Lineage: Eukaryota; Fungi; Ascomycota; Eurotiomycetes; Eurotiales; Aspergillaceae. Gene Ontology annotation, molecular function: heme binding; iron ion binding; monooxygenase activity.
AUGAUUGAAAGUCUCCUUGAGGGCAUGACGCCCGGGAAGGCCACCUUGUGGUUCCUGAGUCUGUUCACUUUCUUUUGUGUCUUCCGCAAAAUCCAGGCCUCUGCUCAGAUCGCGCGUCUUGGUGCUAGAGCCCCCAAGAUUGGUUUCCGGCUACCUUACGCUCUCGACUUCAUUUACGAUGGUCACAAAGCUAAUCUGGUGAACGAUGACAUCGCAUUUUGGAAAAGUAGAAUCACUACUGCCGGGGGUUUAACGAAUGUCAAGACAGCCGAGCUCGAUGCUGGAGUUUCGACUCGGGUGGUUUUGACUAUAGACCCAGAGAAUACGAAAGCCCUUUUAACUGGGCAAUUUGCAGAUUUUGGAAAGGGAGAGCCAUUUCACCGUGAUUGGAAAGAGUUCUUGGGUGACAGCAUCUUCACUACAGACGGAGAAUUGUGGUCGCGCUCGCGCCAACUCAUCCGCCCCAUGUUUGCUCGCGAUCGGAUUGUCGAUACCGAGAUAUUUGAAAAACACGUUCAAAAGCUCAUUCCUCUUCUCGGUGGAAGUCAUUCGCCCCAUGCUAGCCGAGUUGUGGAUGUUGGAUCCCUCUUCUUCCGCUAUACCCUUGAUGCAGCAACCGAUUAUCUACUAGGUCAAGGCACAGACAGCCUGGAAAAUCCAGCAACUAGAUUUGCGGAAGCCUUCAGAUAUGUGCAACAACGACAAGCCGAAUUAUUCCGAUUUGGUGUCUUCAGCCCACUCAUGUCACGCAAGGAGUUCCGAGCCAACCUCAAGGUCAUGGAUCAGUUCAUUCAGCCCUACAUUGAGACGGUUCUAUCCCUUUCAACUGCGGAACUUGACCAGAAGUUGUCGAAGCGUGAAACCUUCCUUGACGCCCUAGCUCGCUUUACACGUGAUCCUCAGGUUCUGCGUGACCAGCUCGUUGCUGUGCUACUUGCUGGUCGAGACACCACAGCCGGAACUCUGUCUUUCUGUCUCUACGAGCUAUCAAGACACCCCGAAGUUGUCGCCAAGUUACGCCAGGAAAUCCGCGACCGCUUGGGCGUCGGCGCCAAUGGCCAGAAGCCCAGCUACACCGAUCUUAAAGAGAUGAAGUAUCUUAGUGCUGUUCUAAAUGAGACUAUGCGUCUGUAUCCGGUCGUUCCGUUCAAUGUUCGCUACUCGCUCCGCGAUACUACACUCCCUCGCGGUGGUGGACCAGAUGGUCUCGCCCCGGUGGGCGUGCGCGCUAACACUCGAGUCAUCUACUCCACUAUGCUUAUGCAGCGGGAUCCUGAUCUCUAUGAUGGACCUGAGUCAAAGAACUACUUCGAUCCCGGCCUGUAUAUUCCAGAGCGCUGGGUUGAGGGGUGGCAGCCGCGUCCGUGGCACUUCAUUCCCUUCAAUGGAGGUCCUCGUAUCUGUAUUGGUCAACAAUUUGCCACUAUCGAGAUGGGAUACACCGUUAUCCGUAUUCUUCAAGCUUAUGAGCGUAUUGUUGCGCUCCCGGUGAGUGGCAAAGAUCGCGUUGAGGACCCAGUAUUGAGGUUCGAGGUCACAUUGAGCCCUGGCGCGGAAUUGAAUUGUGUGUUUGUUAAAGAGGGAGAGGACUAUGCACGCUCCAAGGAGAGCGCUUCUGCAUGA